CGCAGGCAGCCAGCUCAGAGAGAAACAGCCAGAGGAACCCAGAGAUGAUCAGAGGACUUAUUCUCACAGGACUGCUGGUCCUGCUUUGGCACCAGACGGAUGUACAAGCGCACGUACUGAGCAGACACAGUCCCGUCAGCAACAUGGCCAAGCUGAAGAGCUUGCUCCAGCAGUUCGAGGAGGUCCUGGCUGCAGAAGAGGCUCCUGAGAGAACCGGCGAUUACGAGGACGGCGACGCGGCGCUGGAGCGGAGCCCGGCCUCCACGUCCUGGGACAGAGACAGAGAGGAAGAAGCGGCUCCGGCCGAGGACGGCAACCCCUCGGACGGGUUCGAGACGCAGAGAAACCGCCUCAUAGAUCUCCUCACGUCAACCCGCAGCAAAAGCCUGUCGGGCUGUUUCGGGGGGCGGCUCGAUCGCAUCGGGUCAUCCAGCACCCUUGGGUGCAACUCAAAAAAAGGUUAGCUACGAUGAGUGAUACAGAUCACAAUAUAUAUAUAUAUAUUUAUGACGUAUAAAUUAUUUUGCAUGUGGGCAGUUAACCUUUUAGGUUAAAAUUGACAUUCAAGAGAGGGAAAAAAGCUGGGUAAAUCUAAAUAAAAGCUUCUAAGGUCCUGUUACUUUUACUAUUACUAGUUAACGCACUGCGAGCUAGCAUGAACUAACAUGAAUUAUUGCAUCGUUUCUAGUUAACGUUAACAAAAAUGAAUAAAUACCGUGAUAAAUGUGUUGUUCAUUGUUUGUUGAUGUUAGUUUACACAUGAACUGAUAUUAACAAUUACACCUUAUCGUAAGGCUUUACCAAAUUUUGUUUAGUUCAUCUUGACUCAAGCCAAUUCGAUUAUAUUAAUAGCAUUUAAUUAUUUUAACAAUUAACUUUAACAAUCUAAAAAUUAUUACAUUUGUUUAUAUUAAGAACCUCAUUUUUAUGGCCUUUUAAACAUCACCGUGGUAUAAAAAUGAGCUCAUAAAAACGCAUUUCAAUUAUAGUUCAUACAGAAAACUCAUUUGUGGAGUAGCAAAAAAGGUGAAUUUAAAAUGUUCCAAAAUUCAUGUUAAACUGAAACUGUGUGGAAUUUUUUGGUCAACACGGAAACGAAUGUAACAUGGAAAUCAAACCAACAACACUUUGUUACAAAAUGUAUCUAUAUUUUGCGACGCCUGCUGUGCUUUACAUGAUCUGACGGUUCAUAUUUGUUCGAUAUAUUUAUAAUGCGUGUAUAAGUCGUCGAAACGUUCAAAUACAACGUACGGCAAAAAUCUCGAUAAUUAAGUGCAUUGAUAUUGUUCAUUCAUUUAUGAGGUUUAUGAGAUUGCAAUAAAUUUCUGUCUGGUGUUGUGUGCCAUUCUGCUUUUAAUGAAGAGUCGACAGACUCUUUGCUGUUAUUUCUUUUUGUCACAUUUCUACAGCUGAAACUGUACUUAAAAACAAACCGCAAAAUAACAUUUUAAAGUGUUAUAAAGCGAUAAUAAAAUGAUAACAAAAUCCA
This is a messenger RNA of Puntigrus tetrazona (Sumatra barb), 1489 nucleotides long. It is a transcript of the gene nppa, whose product is annotated as natriuretic peptide A. Gene Ontology annotation, molecular function: hormone receptor binding; hormone activity. Gene Ontology annotation, biological process: cGMP biosynthetic process; receptor guanylyl cyclase signaling pathway; neuropeptide signaling pathway. The transcript has 2 exons. Gene Ontology annotation, cellular component: extracellular region; cytoplasm; nucleus. NCBI's taxonomy places the organism in Eukaryota, Metazoa, Chordata, Actinopteri, Cypriniformes, Cyprinidae. The record is from RefSeq and is a predicted model, not a curated record. The coding region runs from base 45 to 464 and encodes 139 amino acids.